Molecule: messenger RNA, 2985 nt
Organism: Drosophila albomicans
Lineage: Eukaryota; Metazoa; Arthropoda; Insecta; Diptera; Drosophilidae
Gene: spz3
Product: protein spaetzle 3
Exons: 5
Coding region: 720-2609 (629 amino acids)
Biological process (GO): central nervous system formation; regulation of Toll signaling pathway; innate immune response
Cellular component (GO): extracellular region
Molecular function (GO): growth factor activity; Toll binding
Source: RefSeq, a predicted model, not a curated record
CCGAGAACGGCUCAGUCUCGAUUGUCAGCUUGUCGUGAAUGGUUUUUUAGCACAAGAGUCGCGGAGUCCGAGUUGUGCCAACUGCCGUGCAAAGUUAUUAACACGAUACAGCACACGGCACUCUCAACUACAUACGACUAAAGGCAGCAACAACCACUGCCACAACAACAACAACAACAGCAGUGAAGAUAACUUUAUAAUAACAACAACAUUUGCACAUAUUUAUUGUAUACUACAUAACUCGCAAGAGACGUUCGAUUUGAUUUCGUGUCGUGUGUGUGUGUGUGCUAAAGUGUGUGUGCGAGUGCGAGUGUGUGCGAUUGAAAUUGUGCUAUUGUCGCCGUCGCCGUCGUCGUCGUCGUCGUUGCUACUAAUUUGCUUUUGCAUAAAUCAUUUUAAGCGCGCGCGCUCCACAAAACGCCUCAAAAUCACGUAAACUCAUCAGCUCAGACUCAGACUCCGGUUCUAGUUCUAAUACCAAUUCCAAUUCUAGUUCUAAUUCUGGUUCUAGUUCAAGUUCUUGUUCUAAUUUGUUGUCGAUUUAUGGCAGCUUCGAAAAAUUGCUGUUCGAUAUUGAUAUGCAGCAAGUUUGUUGCCUAAGUCUUUUGUAUCAUGCACUGACGAAAUACUUCAAUUAACUUUACGUAAUCAAACUCGACUCUGGUCUCACCUCGACUCAUCUCGUCACUUGACUCACAUUUCUGCUCACACAUUCGGGCAUGGCUUUGGCCAACUUCUCGCUUCCGUUUGGAGCCCUCGCCCAGCCAUGGGGCGCCACUCUGGCCCCGCUGCAUCCGAUCCAUCAGCUGGCCAGUAAUACGAAUAACUUGCUCUACUCACCCGCGGAUCAUCAGCAGCCGCAGUCGCCCGCUGAUGCGGCGCCCGACUACUACAAGAACAAUCCCUACGCUGCCCCAGCACUGCAUCAACAGCAACAGCAGCAGCAGCAACAGCAGCAGCAGGAACAACAGCAACAGUCACAGCAGGGUUAUCCUUAUGGCAGACGCAAGCAGAACAACGCUUACUUGCCACCAAGUGGCGCCACUCGCAACUCCGUGUAUCACAUUCAGCAGCAGCAGACACAGCAGAGCCAACAGCAGCACACACAACAGACGCAGGUGGAGACCAACGAGAAUACGGUUUCGUUUCACAGCUCCAGUGCCAGCAGCAGUUCUGGCCAGACUCAGAGCACGCUACAGCUGACACAAUCGGCUGGACGGGGUCCUGCCGAAGGCUCCUACACUCGCUAUCCUGGCCAGGCGCCAGCGCUUCCGGUAAAGCAACAGAAGCAAUACUACAAUGCCCACGGCACGGCGAGUGCCACAGCAACCACAACGUUCACCAAGAACAGCGGCAGCUUUAGUAUUACGGGCUAUGGCAGCAGACAGCAGCAGCCAUCGCAUUCACAACAGCAACCAGCACAGUUGCAGCCACCGCAUCAGCAACAGCAGCCGCCGCCUUUGCCACCUCAACGUGGCAGGCAAGCAGGCGGAGCUGGAGCUGGAGCAGGAAGUAAGACGGAGACGCCAGCCUCCACUUAUGGCGUUGCUCCGCCCGACAAUUAUCCAGAGCGUGCUCCUGGCUUCACCCGCGUUCAGGCGGGUCAAGGCUCCAGGACUCAAGUGCACGCCGUGCUCGACUACGAUGUGGAAGAGGGCGAAGAGGAGGACGAAGAGGAUGACGGCGAGUACUACGAUGCCGAGGGUCACAAUAAAGACAAGUCAAAGAGUCCGAUGCCCACUGUAACUCCAAUACAGGGUCCCAUCUAUCUGAAGAACGGCAGUGUGCCGGUGGUGCCUUUGUUUUCCUAUCCAAAAUCGAAUAAUGGCUCGUUCUUGCAGAUUCCGAUCUGGUGGACGGCGCUGUCGGUGGCUCUCGGCCUGGACGUGAGAGGCGAUGUGAUCAAGGGCGUGCCCUGCAUCAAGCGAUAUCAUCAGCUGUUUUGCCCCACGGCCGGCAAUAGUUAUCCCAUUGACAAGAUCGAAAGAUUCAUAGACGACAACAAAGCGCUGAUGCGACGCAUGUAUGGAGACUUUGAGAUGAACAUGGAAGGCGGCGGUGGCGGAGGAGGAGGAGGUGGCGGACAGGCGAAGGUGCGAAAGCGUCGCUUUAUUGACGAACCGGACAUCUUCAUACCACCCGGAGCGUAUGCAGCCACAGCGGGCGAAGCAGGGGACAGUUACUUCGGGGAGCUGCGAAAGAAGCGUCAAGCAGCCGCCGGUGGGGCAAGCAAUCGGAAUAGGGGCAGCGUCGGAGGUGGCGGCACAAGCAGAGCAAGCAAUAAUGCCCCGCCGGGUAAUGCGAAUGCCAAUUCUGGCACAGGACGACUCGAUGCUUGUGAGUCGAAAAUCGAAAUUGUAACUCCCUACUGGGCAUCGAAUUCAGCUGGCAAGAUCCGGGCGAUUGUCAACACGCAGCACUUUGAGCAGGCAAUUCAUCAGGAGGUUUGCAGCAAUACUCAAACUUCACGCUGCGAGGGCGAAUGUGGCUGCGAACAGAAGUAUAAAUGGCAUCGAUUGCUCGCCUAUGAUCCCGAUAACGAUUGCAAAGGCAUUUUCAUGGAUUGGUUCCUGUUUCCUUCGUGCUGUGUUUGUAGAUGUAAUCCCUAGGCAUUUGGCCAAUGAUUGACCCGAAUGCGAAUGCGAACAUAAGGGAGGAGAAAAAGAAUUCGAAUUAAACGAUAUUGAUAGCGAUAACGAUAACGAUUAAGAUUUCUAGCGAAAAGUACGUUGAAUGCCACUGAAUGUAUUUUAGUUGUUCUUAAGGUAGACAUAACCAUUAACAGUUACUCAUAGCUCGUAGCUCAGCUCUAGUUAAGCCCCAAAUUUAAGUUGUAACUUUUAUGCGAGCCAUAUCCCAUCUACCCACAUCGUAUGCUAUAUUUUCAACCUUCAUUUGUUGUUGUAUUGUAAUUGUAUUCGUAUUUGUAAUUUUAAUUGUAAUUGUAAAGCGAUUCAACUGAAUAAAGAUUAUAAUAAAAAUGUG